AUGCGCCCCAAAAAGGGAGGUGAUGGAAUUAAACCGCCCCCAAUCAUUGGAAGAUUUGGAACCUCCUUGAAAAUUGGUAUUGUUGGAUUGCCAAAUGCUGGGAAAUCUACCUUCUUCAAUGUAUUAACCAAUAGUCAGGCUUCAGCAGAAAACUUCCCAUUCUACACUAUUGAUCCUAAUGAGAGCAGAGUACCUGUGCCAGAUGAAAGGUUUGACUUUCUUUGCCAGUACCACAAACCAGCAAGCAAAAUUCCUGCCUUUCUAAAUGUAGUGGAUAUUGCUGGGCUUGAAGGAGCUCACAAUGGGCAAGGCCUGGGAAAUGCCUUUUUAUCUCCUAUCAGUGCCUGUGAUGGAAUCUUUCAUCUAACACGUGGUUUUGAAGAUGAUGAUAUCAGGCAUGUUGAAGGAAGUGUAGAUCCUAUUCGAGAUAUAGAAAUAAUACACGAAGAGCUUCAGCUUAAAGAUGAGGAAAUGAUUGGGCCCAUUAUAGAUAAAGUAGGAAACGUGGCUGUGAGAGGAGGAGAUAAAAAAUUAAAACCUGAAUAUGAUAUAAUGGGCAAAGUCAAAUUCUGGGUUAUAGAUCAAAAGAAACCUGUUCUCUUCUAUCAUGAUUGGAAUGACAAAGAGAUUGAAGUGUUGAAUAAACACUUAUUUCUGACUUCAAAACCAAUGGUCUACUUGGUUAAUCUUUCUGAAAAAGACUACAUUAGAAAGAAAAACAAAUGUGGGGCCUUAAAACUCAAGUUGCAAGAAUUGAGUGCUGAGGAGAGACAGAAGUAUCUGGAAGCGAACAUGAUACCAAGCGCUUUGCCAAAGAUCAUUAAGGCUGGGUUUGCAGCACUCCAACUAGAAUACUUUUUCACUGCAGGCCCAGAUGAAGUAUGUUCAUGGACCAUCAGGAAAAGGAUGAAGGCUCCUCAAGCUGCAGGAAAGAUUCACACAGAUUUUGAAAAAGGAUUCAUUAUGGCUGAAGUAAUGAAAUACGAAGAUUUUAAAGAGGAAGGUUCUGAAAAUGCGGUCAAGGCUGCUGGAAAGUACAGACAACAAGGCAGAAAUUACAUUGUCAAAGAUGGAGAUAUUAUCUUCUUCAAACUUAAUAUACCUCAGCAACCUAAGAAGAAAUAA
This is a messenger RNA of Puma concolor (puma), 1125 nucleotides long. Lineage: Eukaryota; Metazoa; Chordata; Mammalia; Carnivora; Felidae. The record is from RefSeq and is a predicted model, not a curated record.